AUGGCCGUUAUAUCUACCCCAAAGUUGCCCGGCCAAGGGCUCGGUGACCCAGUGCUUCUAGACAAGAUUGACCGGCUUCUAGCUUGCAACCUCGGUGAAUAUGUCAGCUUACUCCAGCUUGUUGUUGUGGGAGACCAGUCUAGUGGGAAAAGUUCUGUUCUUGAGGGUCUCACAAAGCUGCCGUUCCCCAGGGAUAGUGGGCUGUGCACUCGGUUUGCUACUCAAAUCAUCUUCCGGCGGAUUAGAGCGGACACAAAGAGGACUAUCAGUGCCUCUAUCGUUCCAGCACACGGUCAAGACCAGGAGCAUACUUCUCGUUUGGCAGCAUGGAGAGGAGUCAACAUGGAAUCAGAGUCGCUCGAUUCCGAGUCCUUCGCUCAAAUGAUGUUCACCAGACUAUGGGCUUAUCGUGGCUCCGAAAAUGACACUUCUAAGCCCACCUUCACCCGUGACGUCUUUCGGUUGGAGAUUUGUGGACCCGAAGAAGAUAAUUUGAGUAUCAUUGAUGUCCCGGGUAUCUUCAAGAACACUACAGCUGGUCUCACUACUAGGCAGGAUAUGGAUAUGGUGAACGAUAUGGUUCUGGGCUACAUGCGCAACCCUCGCUCCAUUAUGCUGACCGUGGUCCCCGCAAAUGUGGACAUAGCUACUCAAGAGAUUCUGGAGAUGGCGCGAGAGUGCGAUCCUCAGGGAAUUCGCACACUGGGAGUGUUUACCAAACCAGAUCUAGUGGACAAGGGUGCCGAAGACAAGAUCAUCGACUUAGUUGAGGGCAAAGCCCAUUGCUUGGCGCUUGGCUGGAUCGUUGUGCGCAAUGCCGGUCAGCAGCAGAUACUUGACCAGAGUUCGGACCGAGAUGUCAUUGAGGCCCAGUUCUUUCGCGAAAAUCACCCAUGGAACAACCUUGCGGCAGAAAAAUCUGGCAUUAUUGCCUUAAAGAUUCGCUUGCAAGAUGUUCAAACGACUCAAAUUCGUCGAGUUUCCCAAGGCACGUCUCGUCAUCUCGCUUUUAGUUUGCAGAUGCGCACUGAUGUUAGUCGAAAACUGAAGGCCAUGAGGCACGAUUUGUCUGCUCUUGGAAAUGAGCGAAGUACUCCAGAGCAGCAGAGAAGCUUUUUGCUCGAUAUCAUAACGAGGUUUCAAGAUAUUGUUUCGCAAGCCAUGGCAACCUCAUAUGGCACACACGAGUUAUUUGACAAAGAAAAACAUUCCCGACUGGCAACAAUAGUCAGAAACCGCAUGGAUGUUUUCAAGUCCGACAUGGAAGACUAUGGGUUUGAAUACCAGUUUAUCAGUGAAAUUUCCAAUAAAUUACCUACCCCGAUGGAACGGAUGGAAGACCAUGAAGACCAGGAAGAUAGUGGAAUCCCUGUUCGCAAGCAUAUGAAUGUGUCAGAGCAUAGUGGCGUUACUGAUAUCCUUCACGAACAAGAGAUUUUGAAAAAGCCACCAAAUGAAAGCAUCCUCGUAUGGAUCGGGGACCAGUACCGUGCCUCCCGCGGAUUCGAGGUAGGGACGUUUCAGACCUCUCUAUUGUGCACUAUCAUAAACAGGCAAUCUGGCAAAUGGACCGACUUCGCACUCGGAUAUGUCAGCGAUGUGAUUGAUGUCAUGCAUACGUUUACGCUCAAAGUUCUCCAAGCCAUCUGCCCGGAUGAACAAAUUCGCGACAAGUUGGUGAGUAUCCUCGCCGAUAAGCUGUCCAAGAGAUACAGAGAAGCAAUAGAACAGGCCCAGCUGGUUCUGGAUGUCGAACGCAUGAACGUAAUGACUUUGAACGACAAAUUUCACGAGAAGCUCGAGGAAACUCAAAAGAGAAGCCACCGUGAGAAGUAUGAGCCCACGGAAGACGAGACCAGAGCUCCAAUGAGUAACACCGAACAGACCGCUCGCUAUAUUCAUGACAUUCUGGCAGCUUACUACGAGGUGGCAUCCAAGCGCUUCGUCGACAACGUCUGCAUGCAAGCCACCGGCUACUGUCUGCUCACAGGACCACGCAAGCCGCUCGGACUUUUCUCACCCCAAUUCGUUGCCAACCUGACAGAAGAUCAGUUGACAGAGAUUGCGGGGGAGAACGCGGUGCUGAGCCGGCGACGAACACAGCUGAAGAAGGGGAUUCAGGACCUGGAAAAUGGUCGAAAGAUUAUGAUGUAG
Molecule: messenger RNA, 2154 nt
Organism: Penicillium vulpinum
Lineage: Eukaryota; Fungi; Ascomycota; Eurotiomycetes; Eurotiales; Aspergillaceae
Product: dynamin family protein
Exons: 4
Coding region: 1-2154 (717 amino acids)
Cellular component (GO): membrane; cytoplasm; microtubule
Molecular function (GO): GTPase activity; microtubule binding; GTP binding
Source: RefSeq, a predicted model, not a curated record